Aspergillus fischeri NRRL 181 is the source of this 3459-nucleotide messenger RNA. RefSeq lists its product as uncharacterized. The record is from RefSeq and is a predicted model, not a curated record. Gene Ontology annotation, molecular function: ATP hydrolysis activity; ATP binding; P-type calcium transporter activity. The transcript is spliced from 3 exons. Bases 1 to 3459 code for a protein of 1152 amino acids. Gene Ontology annotation, cellular component: membrane; intracellular membrane-bounded organelle. Gene Ontology annotation, biological process: intracellular calcium ion homeostasis; calcium ion transmembrane transport. NCBI's taxonomy places the organism in Eukaryota, Fungi, Ascomycota, Eurotiomycetes, Eurotiales, Aspergillaceae.
AUGGCAUCAUCUGAAAAGGAAGCGGACACUUCACCCCAGGCGCCUGUUCCCACCAUUACAGUCCAAGUUCCGGAUCCCAUUUCCGAUACUUUCGCGGCCAAUGAAAUAAAUAGAGACCUCCUAGAGAACCCCACCCGAAAUAGAUCGCUUAGUGAUCUAACGGCCACAAGCUGCGUCUACACCGGUCGAGAUCGAGCGAUGAGUGAAACUACAAUGGCACCAAGUAGUCCGAGGUUGAGUCUGCCGAAAGGUGAAACGGACCAGCUGUCUAGCCUUGCAUCCAGCAUUUUCUCAGCACAUGAGCAAGAAGAAGCUCUGCGACCAGACCCUGGCACUGAGGCAGACUUUAUGGUCGACAAUAAUCCCUUUCACUUUUCUCCCGGCCAACUUAACAAGCUUCUGAAUCCGAAGUCUUUACCUGCACUCUUAGCUCUAGGAGGGCUCCCGGGGCUGGUAAACGGUCUUCGUACGGAUCCCAAUGCAGGCCUCAGUGCAAAUGAAACUUCAGUACCGGACGGGUCCCAUUCGAAGGAACCCUUUGCGGACCGCAUCCGUGUCUUCAACCGAAAUGUCCUCCCAGAUAAGAAGGCAACACCCCUCUGGAAGCUCAUGUGGAUGGCCUACAACGACAAGGUGCUCAUUCUGCUUACCGCAGCUGCCGUUAUUUCCUUGGCCCUAGGCCUGUACGAGACUUUUGGUGUGGAGCAUCCCCUAGGUUCAGGAAUGCCCCUUGAUUGGGUUGAAGGUUGUGCAAUUUGUGUUGCUAUCAUCAUCGUCGUCAUGGUGGGAUCGUUGAACGACUACCAGAAGGAACGAGCGUUUGUCAGGUUGAACGCGAAAAAGGAAGACCGUGAAGUGACUGUGAUUCGAUCUGGAAAAGCUCUUAGAAUUUCCGUUCAUGACGUCCUCGUCGGUGAUAUUCUUCAUCUGGAGCCUGGGGACCUUGUUCCCGUUGAUGGCAUCUUUAUCGGAGGCCACAACGUGAAAUGCGACGAGUCAUCGGCCACUGGCGAAUCUGACCAGCUUAAAAAAACAGGAGCUGAACAAGUCAUGCGAUUGCUCGAGCAAGGACAUAGCAAGCAACAGGAUCUAGAUCCCUUCAUCAUCUCUGGAAGCAAGGUCCUUGAAGGUGUUGGUACAUGCGUGGUCACUUCAGUGGGCAUUAAUUCCAGCUACGGCAAGAUUCUCAUGGCCAUGCGUCAGGACAUGGAUCCCACACCCCUUCAAAAGAAGCUGGAUGGUUUAGCUGGAGCUAUUGCUAAAUUGGGAGGAAGUGCUGCGGUGCUUCUAUUCUUUGUCUUGUUGUUUCGCUUCCUGGGCAGCCUUCCGGGUAACCACCAAACCAGCACAGAGAAGGCGUCUCAAUUUACUGAUAUCCUCAUUGUUGCAAUUACUGUCAUUGUGGUGGCUGUCCCAGAGGGCCUUCCUCUUGCUGUUACUUUGGCACUCGCUUUUGCAACCACACGCAUGGUGAAGUUGAACAAUCUGGUCCGAGUGCUGAAGUCCUGCGAGACGAUGGGUAACGCUACCACGGUCUGCUCAGACAAAACAGGGACACUAACUCAGAACCGCAUGACUGUUGUUACCGGCACCUUUGGUUCUGAUGAAUUCGACGACAAGAACCAGAGCAGCAAUGGCCGACGCUCUGCAGCUUUUGCAAACGACAUGCUCCCGGAUCAUAAAAAAGAAAUUAUCGAGUCUAUAGCGAUCAACUCUACAGCGUUUGAGGGCGAGGAAAACGGCAUUCCUGGUUUUAUCGGCUCAAAAACAGAAACUGCCCUUCUUGGAUUCGCUCGUGAUGUCCUUGGAAUGGGGUCUUUGGCCGAAGAACGUGCCAAUGCCACCGUCAUACAGCUGAUGCCUUUUGAUUCAGGCCGUAAAUGUAUGGGUGCUGUGGUCCGAUUAUCCGAUGGUACGCAUCGAUUUCUUGUCAAGGGUGCGUCUGAAAUCCUCCUUGGGUACAGCUCCUCGCUCUGGAUGCCAUCAGGACAGGUUGCCCUUGGCUCCGAGGAACGCGAGCGACUGGAGGGAGUUAUCCUGAAUUACGCAAAACAGUCACUCCGCACUAUUGCACUGGUUUUUCGUGAUUUUGCAGAGUGGCCUCCUAGUUAUGCUGUCAACCCAGAAGAUCCUUCUAAGGCCGAUCUUGGUCUCCUGCUGAGCAACAUGACAUUUCUUGGUGUUGUUGGUAUCCAGGAUCCUAUUCGUCCUGGUGUUCCAGAGGCCGUAGCCAAAUGCCACCAUGCCGGUGUGACAGUUCGCAUGGUCACUGGGGAUAACAUGGUUACAGCCAAGGCUAUUGCAACUGAUUGUGGAAUCUACACAGGAGGGAUUGUGAUGGAAGGGCCUCGAUUCAGGUCUUUGAGUGACGAGGAAUUCAAGGAUGUCCUGCCUCGACUGCAGGUUCUUGCGCGUUCAUCACCCGAAGACAAGCGAAUACUCGUCACGAAGCUACGAGAUAUGGGUGAGAUUGUUGCAGUAACAGGAGAUGGCACUAAUGAUGGGCCGGCGCUCAAGGCCGCCAACAUUGGCUUCUCUAUGGGAAUUGCUGGUACUGAGGUGGCCAAGGAGGCGUCUGCGAUUGUGCUUAUGGACGAUAACUUUUCGUCUAUCCUAACUGCGUUGAUGUGGGGAAGGGCAGUCAACGAUGCCGUGCGCAAGUUCCUCCAGUUCCAGAUCACAGUCAACAUCACAGCUGUUCUUCUCACCUUCAUUUCAUCAGUUUCUGACCCCGAGAUGCGAUCGGUCCUGACCGCCGUACAGCUCCUAUGGAUUAACCUCAUCAUGGAUUCCCUGGCUGCACUUGCGCUUGCUACUGAUCCCCCAACUGAGGAAAUCCUGGAACGCAAACCCGUCAAGGGGGGUGCACCUCUGAUCUCUAUAACAAUGUGGAAGAUGAUUAUUGGCCAAUCGAUAUUCCAGUUAACAGUCACUCUGAUUCUUCACUUCGGUCCUCGCCAGAACUUCCUCGACUACCCGGAGGAGUACAGACGGUCCAUCGUGUUCAACACCUUCGUGUGGAUGCAAGUCUUCAAUGAAUUCAACAAUAGACGUCUGGACAAUCGAUUCAAUAUCUUCACUGGCUUACAUCGCAAUUGGUUUUUCAUUGGUAUCAACUGCAUCAUGGUUGGCUGCCAGAUUGUCAUUGCCUUUUACGGUGGCGCUGCAUUCAGCAUUGUCGCAAUCGAAGGGGAACAAUGGGCGAUCUGUAUCCUUGUUGCAGCAAUCUCGCUCCCUUGGGCCAUCUGUAUCCGCCUGUUCCCGGAUGCGUGGUUUGAAAGAAUUGCGAAAUUCGUCGGCAAACCUGUAGUUCUUGUCUACCGACCAUUGAAUCGAGGAGCACACCGACUAGGCCAGAAAAUUCGUGGCUGGAAGCUUAAAUCCGACCCAGCAGAGGAAGAAAAAUCGGACCGGUUUACUCCAGGCCAACCGGCCCAGGAUCCAGAGAAAGGCCUGUAA